This is a messenger RNA of Nematostella vectensis (starlet sea anemone), 1338 nucleotides long. RefSeq lists its product as uncharacterized. The transcript is spliced from 2 exons. The record is from RefSeq and is a predicted model, not a curated record. The coding region runs from base 287 to 1180 and encodes 297 amino acids. NCBI's taxonomy places the organism in Eukaryota, Metazoa, Cnidaria, Anthozoa, Actiniaria, Edwardsiidae.
ACUUAAGAAUUCAUUUAGUGCCAACGAAGCGCUUGAUAUAUUACGUAUACAUCAAGCACCACCACCACUGUAAAAUCUUGUAUCAAUUGUACACGGCUUUUGUCGGUAGUGAUUCUUGUGUUUACCUUUUCAUAAGAUUAGUAUCACCAUCCAGUUGCCUAUGGAUUCGACACCUCGAGAAUCGAUGUAGGCACUAUUAUUAUCAAGUUACAGAAGUAACUUUAUAAGUUGUUGCAUAGCACAAGAAGUUGACCCUUCGCUCGUAAGGUGAUACAGCAGAAAGGCCAUGACAGGAAGGGGCUGGUUUCGAAUACUUUGCCUUUUGGUAUGCAUCUUUAUAUUGGCCGAGUUUAUCAACGCCCAAACAACAGAUCGGAGACGCUCUACAAGUAGGCGCCGAGCGGUUGUUAGCAGACGCCGAGUGGUUACGACAAGACGCCGAGUUGUUACCCAAAGACGCCGAGCGACUGUGAGAAGGCGUCGAGUGGUUACGACUAGACGCCGAGCGGUCACCCGAAGACGCAGGGCGAUUGUCAGUCGGCGCCGAAGAAGAGGCUCUUCAAGUAGUUCUCAACGAUCGAGCGCCACUACAGGGAGUAUUGUUGGAAUCGUUUUCGGUGCGAUUUUUGCGUGUAUUUUCAUUGGCUGUAUUUGUUUUGCGGCAAAGCGUUCUGGGAGCCUGUGCUUCACUGUGACCCCAAACGGAUAUUUUGGCACCAGCCGUCAGAAUCCGGCUUACAAUGCAGAUGGCUGUACAAGUGGACCAAGCCAAGAGACAGGGCCCGUGCACAACCAGCAAGACAUGCCACUUGCAGACCUGGCACCUUAUCCCCCAGAUGCCCCCCCUCCUUACCAUACUGUAGCCCUGAACAAGCCCUCCCUUCAACCAUACAGUCAGAUGCCUCCGGUUGAACAAACUCCACCCUAUCCUACUGAUUCCCUAGCAUACCCCCCAUGGGAUUUAAGUCAACCAGAACCACCCUACCCUUUAGUGGAUCAACCCAGCGCCCCACCCUCUCAGGAAGCAGCAUCUUCCCCUCCCUACCACCCUCCGUCACCAUCACAAGACUCUGCCUACCCCGGGCUGGUAUUUUCCACAGCGAGCCCACCGCUAGUGCAGAAUAAUGCAGAUCUGGGCGAUGGCCCGCCGCCCCCAUCAUACGAGGAAUGUACGUCAUGAAUGGAAAAGAGCUCAGCGUUAUAAUUAAAGGCAAAGAGCUUAGCGUUAUAAAUAAAGGCUUUGCGUUAUAAUUGCAAUCGCAAUUUUUUUUUAGUUAAAAGUCAUACCUUUACAUGGAGGUGAAUGAAAUAAUUUGUGGAUUAAAUUUUGUAAUUUAA